AUGAGGGGAACGGGGAGGGGGGAAUCGGAUGAGGGGAACGGGGAGGGGGGAAUCGGAGGAGGGGAAUGGGGAGGGGAUGAGGAGCACGUGGCGCUCGUGGGGGAGGUACAGCUGGGGGCGGGGGAAGGGGGAAGGAGAGGAGAAAGGGGGGACGGGGAUGAGAGAAUGGGGGGAAGGGAUGAGGAGGAUGUGGCGCUCUUGGGGCAGGUUCCCUGGGGAGGGGAGGGGAAGGGAAAGGGGGGUAAGCGGAGAAGUGGGGGGGGAGGGGAAGGGGAAGGGGGCACAAACCAGCGCACCUGGCGUGAACGGGGAGAAGGGGAGGGAGGGGGGGAACAAGAGGAAGGUCAGGAGGGAGCACGAGCAGGUGGGUACACGGGAGAGGUAGAGGGCGUGGGAGUGGUAGAGGGCGUGGGAGUGGUAGAGGGCGUGGGAGUGGUGGAGGGCGUGGGAGUGGUAGAGGGCGUGGGAGUGGUAGAGGGCGUGGGAGUGGUAGAGGGCGUGGGAGUGGUAGAGGGCGUGGGAGUGGUAGAGGGCGUGGGAGUGGUAGAGGGCGUGGGAGUGGUAGAGGGCGUGGGAGUGGUAGAGGGCGUGGGAGUGGUAGAGGGCGUGGGAGUGGUAGAGGGCGUGGGAGUGGUAGAGGGCGUGGGAGUGGUAGAGGGCGUGGGAGUGGUAGAGGGCGUGGGAGUGGUAGAGGGCGUGGGAGUGGUAGAGGGCGUGGGAGUGGUAGAGGGCGUGGGAGUGGUAGAGGGCGUGGGAGUGGUAGAGGGCGUGGGAGUGGUAGAGGGCGUGGGAGUGGUAGAGGGCGUGGGAGUGGUAGAGGGCGUGGGAGUGGUAGAGGGCGUGGGAGUGGUAGAGGGCGGCGUGGGAGUGGUAGAGGGCGUGGGAGUGGUAGAGGGCGUGGGAGUGGUAGAGGGCGUGGGAGUGGUAGAGGGCGUGGGAGUGGUAGAGGGCGUGGGAGUGGUAGAGGGCGUGGGAGUGGUAGAGGGCGUGGGAGUGGUAGAGGGCGUGGGAGUGGUGGAGGGCGUGGGAGUGGUAGAGGGCGUGGGAGUGGUGGAGGGCGUGGGAGUGGUAGAGGGCGUGGGAGUGGUAGAGGGCGUGGGAGUGGUAGAGGGCGUGGGAGUGGUAGAGGGCGUGGGAUUGGUAGAGGGCGUGGGAGUGGUAGAGGGCGUGGGAGUGGUGGAGGGCGUGGGAGUGGUAGAGGGCGUGGGAGUGGUAGAGGGCGUGGGAGUGGUAGAGGGCGUGGGAGUGGUAGAGGGCGUGGGAGUGGUAGAGGGCGUGGGAGUGGAGGAGGGCGUGGGAGUGGUAGAGGGCGUGGGAGUGGUAGAGGGCGUGGGAGUGGUAGAGGGCGUGGGAGUGGUAGAGGGCGUGGGAGUGGUAGAGGGCGUGGGAGUGGUAGAGGGCGUGGGAGUGGUAGAGGGCGUGGGAGUGGUAGAGGGCGUGGGAGUGGUAGAGGGCGUGGGAGUGGUGGAGGGCGUGGGAGUGGUGGAGGGCAUGGGAGUGGUAGAGGGCGUGGGAGUGGUGGAGGGCGUGGGAGUGGUAGAGGGCGUGGGAGUGGUAGAGGGCGUGGGAGUGGUAGAGGGCGUGGGAGUGGUAGAGGGCGUGGGAGUGGUAGAGGGCGUGGGAGUGGUAGAGGGCGUGGGAGUGGUAGAGGGCGUGGGAGUGGUGGAGGGCGUGGGAGUGGUAGAGGGCGUGGGAGUGGUAGAGGGCGGCGUGGGAGUGGUGGAGGGCGUGGGAGUGGUAGAGGGCGUGGGAGUGGUAGAGGGCGUGGGAGUGGUGGAGGGCGUGGGAGUGGUAGAGGGCGUGGGAGUGGUAGAGGGCGUGGGAGUGGUAGAGGGCGUGGGAGUGGUAGAGGGCGUGGGAGUGGUAGAGGGCGUGGGAGUGGUAGAGGGCGUGGGAGUGGUAGAGGGCGUGGGAGAGGUUGUUGCGAGUCAUGUAGGCGUGGAGUACAGACCAACGGACCUGGUCUGA
This is a messenger RNA of Closterium sp. NIES-65, 1968 nucleotides long. NCBI's taxonomy places the organism in Eukaryota, Viridiplantae, Streptophyta, Zygnematophyceae, Desmidiales, Closteriaceae. The record is from the annotation of a GenBank genome assembly.